CCUUUUACCUCGUACAACCCCUCAUCCUGCCUACAUCAGCCAGGCUCACAGGACGCUGCGCUAAGAAACGUCAAGGACUUCUUUGCAACAACAGUUUCCUUUAGGUAUUUGAAAAAUCGGAAAAAUGAGUGGAUUUUUCCAAAUGCUGAGAAAAAGAAAGGAGCUGAUCCCUCUGAUAGGGUUCAUGGCUUUGGCUGGAACAGGAGCCACUUCUGCUGCGCUCUACUUUCUAUUUACUAAACCUGAUGUUGUUCUGAAUAAGACCCAAAACCCAGAACCAUGGGAGAGAGUGGACCCAUCAAAACCCCAAAAGCUCAUCACCAUCAAUCAGCAGUGGAAACCAGUGGAGGAGCUGGAGCUGGUGAAGAAGCUCACCAAAUAAAAAAGGCGGGCAUCUGCUAGAAAGGUCCUCAGUCUGGCUACCUGCCUGCCCCCCAUCAGUCUAACAGAAUCCUUUCUGCACAAACUAGGACUCUUUGACACUCAGUGUGCGGAAAUGCUUCUGCUCCACUGGUGGGGGUUCACCCUGCUAAACCCAAGGACACCCAUCCACAUCAGUAGAAAACUAUGGUAACAGACAAUCAUACUGUCAUGAAGUCAUAGAGAAAAAAAUGCUCUUAUUCCAGGUUUCUGUGCUUACAACUAGAAAGCUAUAUUUAUCUUGAAUAAGAUGUUCAAUGUGGCAGGGCCGUUCAUAGUCACAUCAAGUGUCUUAAAGACACAAAAUGUCAUCUGAGUAAAUAAUGUACUGUACAGUGUCAAUAAAUUAUUAUUUUAAACGCA
Toxotes jaculatrix (banded archerfish) is the source of this 783-nucleotide messenger RNA. It is a transcript of the gene coxfa4l3, whose product is annotated as chromosome 1 C15orf48 homolog. NCBI's taxonomy places the organism in Eukaryota, Metazoa, Chordata, Actinopteri, Toxotidae. The record is from RefSeq and is a predicted model, not a curated record. The transcript is spliced from 5 exons. The coding region runs from base 125 to 382 and encodes 85 amino acids.